This is a messenger RNA of Pyrenophora tritici-repentis Pt-1C-BFP, 1192 nucleotides long. RefSeq names its product DNA replication complex GINS protein psf-1. Lineage: Eukaryota; Fungi; Ascomycota; Dothideomycetes; Pleosporales; Pleosporaceae. Gene Ontology annotation, cellular component: GINS complex. The record is from RefSeq and is a predicted model, not a curated record. Gene Ontology annotation, biological process: DNA replication; DNA strand elongation involved in mitotic DNA replication.
AUGUACGGAGAAGCUGCCAAUAAGCUGGUCCAAAACGCAAAGCGUAUCCUCGCCCUCCCACAUCUCCCACCAUAUGCCUCCGAACUCACACGCUCCAUAAUUCGCGAAGUGCGCGACCUCGACAAAGAUGUCUCCUCAAUCCUCGCUCCCUUCAGCGGCUCCUUUAACCCCAGCGCAUCUCCCGAAACCGCCUGCGCACUCCUUGUAAACCACCUCUGCAUGCGCCGCAACAAGCGAUGUCUGCUAGCCUACCACCGCGUUCGCAGUGACAAGCUAGAGGACUAUUGCUGGGAAGGCAUCGAUGUGCUUGAGCAACAGGGUAGCAAAGACCACAGCGGAGAAGCAGGCAGAGCAGGGGUUUUGGGUACUGGAGGAGGAAAGGAGGAGAGCAGUCUAAGUCCAGAAGAGGAGGAGUACGUGAGACAAUACAGCGACCUACUAGCAGCAUAUAAGGGACAAUGGACAGACAUCGACCUCACAGGCAGUUUAGAGCCACCCCGCAAUCUCUUCAUCGACGUACGAGUGCUCAAGGACGCGGGCGAGAUCCAAACAGAAUACGGAUCCAUCACCUUGACUAAAAACUCGCAAUUCUACGUCCGCCAAGGCGAUGUCGAACGUCUAAUCGCCCAGGGAUAUCUCCAGCGUCUCAGCUGAACUAAACCCGCUGCCGCUUGUACCCGAUGAUUCUCUCUCCUUGACAAACCCCCUUCCUCCCCACCAAUGACUCCCAAAAUAUGAACGUCCCCGCAUACACAUGCCAAACCGGUUCCCGCCAACCACACACAACCCGUACCGGCCCGAGAACAGCCCCCAGAGUUCCCUUACAUGUAGAAAACACAGAUACCGCCUACCAAUUGCACUAAAUUGUUCGAAUUGGUGAAGAAAACCCUUGUCGCCCUAGAGCUGGGGCUGGCUGCAAGGUCACACACUUACCCCCCUCGUUGGUUUUUUGCAUCAAGGGAUAUCUGCUUUCGGAGCUAUUUGGUCGGGUGGUGGCAGUGCGGGCAAUAGUCUGCAAAAUAACUUUGGCCACUGUCCCGUCCCUCCCCCCUGCUUCCAUGUUUCGCUUCCGUAGUGUGGGGAUCCCAUGCUGUGAUAAAAAUGGACUUGGGUGGGUGGGUGCUGGGCAUGUGGAUAUGGGCAGAAGGAUUGCAAGUUAUGGUGUAAUUAGAAGGAAUACAUGUACAUUACC